CUGAUAUGGUCGAUACAGCUCUCGGCCUUCAACAAGAUGACCCUUUCCGUCAUCGCCGAAGAAACUGGCCUGGUCCCUGCUGGUAUGCAGCCCUACGGCCCUGACGACUUCAGCGCGCCGCCAACCGACUUUGGACACGUCAUCGCGCCUCGCGUUGAGGCUACCCACAACUUCAAGAACGCUCCGGCGCUUGACAUCUUGUUCGUGCCCGGUGGCCUCGGUGUCGUGACGUUAGAGCAGACGAACAACACUAGCGUGGAAGACUUCGUCAAGUUGCGAUAUGCGUCCCUCGAGUACCUGGUCGGCGUGAGCUUCGGCGGUGCGACUCUGGCGCGCUCUGGUAUUCUGGACGGCAAGCGAGCGACGACGAACAAGUCUGGGUGGAUUUGGAUAACGGAGCGCGGUCCGAACGUUACGUGGGUGCCGCAGGCACGCUGGGUCGAGGAUGGCAACAUCUGGACCACGUCAGGAACGGCGUCUGGUCUCGAUGCUACAUAUGCCCUAUUUAGCAGACUCUACGGCGCGCAGCCGCUGAAUUACAUGCUGAAUGUGAUUGAGUAUGCUCCGCAUAUAGAUCCUAGUUGGGACCCGUAUGCGACGGCUUUCAACGUGUCCAAAUCGAAUAACUCGACAUGGCAGAGUUGCGUCAACCCUGUACCGAUGCCUGUGCGAUAA
Messenger RNA from Alternaria rosae, 675 nucleotides. RefSeq names its product class I glutamine amidotransferase-like protein. The annotation marks the transcript as partial. NCBI's taxonomy places the organism in Eukaryota, Fungi, Ascomycota, Dothideomycetes, Pleosporales, Pleosporaceae. The transcript has 3 exons. The record is from RefSeq and is a predicted model, not a curated record.